Molecule: messenger RNA, 4340 nt
Organism: Mercenaria mercenaria
Lineage: Eukaryota; Metazoa; Mollusca; Bivalvia; Venerida; Veneridae
Exons: 10
Coding region: 1258-2238 (326 amino acids)
Source: RefSeq, a predicted model, not a curated record
UGUACAUGUUUAGAAAUAGAUUAUACAUCAAAAUAAACCACUGAUAUUCACACAAAAACGGGUGUAAAUUUAUGUAAUGCUGAUGUAAAUAUUCAGUGAUGCAUUUCUAUUUAUUGGAUUUUAAUGUUCAAAUAUCUAUUAAACGCAGUAGGUGUGUUAAAAUUGUGAAUAUUUCGAAGUGAAAAUUGUGUUCUAUUUGGAUAUAAGCUACGGACGAAAUUGGAUAUAAAAAUAUUUGUUCAAACUUCGAGUAUUUUGCAUAGAAGGACGAGAAUUCAUCUUUGGUAUCAUACAGACAGCGAGGUUGAACUGGUACGACUAUUCAAACCCCAAAAGCAACGACACCAUUGAAUUACACAUAACUAACGCUUCGCCAAAUCAUAAUAGGAUUCAUCUACAAAUACCGUACUCCAAUAUAGAUACAUAUCACGACAUACCACCUGAUCAGAGUAAAACUGUCAAUAUAAAUCACAGUAUACAAAAAGCUGGUACUUUCCAUGGAAAAAGGGGUAUACAUAUAACAUCAGAUUAUGAUAUAUCAAUCCUAGUUACAUGCAUGAAAUCGGAGUCGAAUGAGUCCUCCGCUGUCGAAUCGUAUAAUGCAUUCCCGACAAAAAGUGCAGGGAGGCGCUAUUUUAUUUCUCCGGGGACACAAGGGACCUAUGGGUAUGGAUCGAGUACUGUCCUUGUAACAAGUAACGUUGACAAUAAUCUUGUAAAAUUUUAUAACACCUCGACUGGUCUCCUUAACGCCACGAUAAUUGGCAGGUUUGAUGUUUACCAGUAUCACAGCAAUUACGAACUGACUACCGGCCUACUUAUCGAAGCUCAAGGUGAUAUUACGGUGACAGUUGGACUAGAAAAACAUUAUGGUUAUGGCUACUAUGGCUAUAGAGAUAACGAGUUCAGAGCUAGAACGGUAUCCGUGAUUCCAACCAAAUAUUGGUCGAAUAGAUAUAUAGUACCCCAGACGAGACAUGCUGACACAGCUUCGCUCAAAAUAAGGUCUGAAUAUGUUUCGCUUCGAGUCCAUUUAAGUACAGAUACCCAGUCAUUACUGUCUAUGAAUAAAAACCAAACAUUUGCUGAUACAUCCGUGGUUCUAACAGCUGAAAAACCAUUCUCAAUUUCACAAACCAGUUUCUAUUCCAACAACACCAAUGAUGAUUUCACGGUUCUGGUGCCGGGAGUCACAUCAAUGACUACCGUUUUACCAUUCCACAUCUACACUUGAAUAGCACGCAGUUGCAUCUACAUAUGAAGAAUUAUAUAGCAAUCAUUGUUCCAACAACGUUCAAAGACAACUUGCUCAUAGACGGCGUGCGUAUGCAAUAUAUGGGAGACUCGAGAACAAAAACUCAGUUUCCCGUCCCGUCACCGUUUAGUAAUUACACUGUUCUGUCAUUUGAAAUGAGUGAAGGUUAUCACAGAGUUCGUCACCGUUUGUCACAUGUGAAGUUUGGACUGCUUGUUUAUGGGUUUGGAAAAUCAGAUGCAAGUGAUUACGACUAUUGGUAUAGCGGUAUAGAAGAAUAUACAAACAGUUAUGGCUUUUAUGCUGGCUUCAAUUUACAAGGCGGCCAGUGCGAGUACCCUGGUACUGCGCCCACAACAUAUUCAGUACCCCAUGUCUAUACAAGCUCAGCUGGUACAGGUACAAAGGGACCCGAUCAAAACAACGUUACAAUGUGCUACAGUUGUGAAGAUCUCGGACGGAUUGACCUGUGUGACACUGUCAACGCAUGCCAUGUAAAAGAGGUGUGCUUUGUGGAAAGACAGAACAAAUCAGGACGUAUCGUUUACAGAUCUGGAUGCUUAGCUGCCGAUGUAUGCGCCAGCGAGCAUCAAGAGUCACUGUCUAAGGACGACUUCUGUGUGGAAUGCUGCAGUGGCAGCUUCUGUAACAACAAAGGGUGUGGAAAUACAGGGCUUCCAAACCGUGAUCAAAGAGGUCCAGUAUGCUACGACUGUCAACACGUGUUGUCACCUGAACUAUGUACCUCUGUGACGUUGUGCUCACAUCAUCAGGUAUGUCGUAUUGAAAAGUUGACAUGGGGUGAAGGCUAUCAUUACAAGAUGGGAUGUGCAAACAACCUUUGUGAUCCUCUGACGAGAAGUGUUCAUCAUCUGUCAAAAAGAGCAACACCAGUCUGCCAUUCUUGUUGCCAUGAUGAUUACUGCAAUAAGAACUGUACCAGAACUUCUAACGGAGCUGAUGGAUCUUUUUUUGUUGGCUGAGUUUGAAAUCUUACAGACAAAACUGACAGAAGUUGAAGAGUAGCAUUUCGCGCCAUUUGUAAAUAAACUAUAUGUUUGAUUAUUUACGUGUAAGCAGACUAUGUAUAACAUUAACGUAUAUAUUGAGACAUUGUACUUUGCAUUACGAACUUUUAGUAAUAUUGCUUAACCGUUAAAGCGUAUUAUAAAUUGCAUAACAAAUAGAAGAAAAAGUGAAUGAACAUAUUUAUCUGGUAAUUCAAUAUAGAUAUAGCUGUAUUGUUCUAAUGAACAUUACAAUAUUUUCAAAUUCGUUUGCAUUUGUUUUUUUUUUUUUUUAUUUAAUGAGGAUAUUUUACAAAACCGCUCAAUUGUGUAAAUAUUUGGACGACUUAUUUGUUUUUAUUAAAAUCCCUCAACCUGAAAACUUUGUAGAUAGCCGUUUAAUAUUUAGAAAGAACAAAAAGGUAUCUAAAAAUAGAAAUAUUGUUUCUGCUUGCAUGCCAAGUGCAUUCAACAUUUUCCGCGGAGAACUCGAACUGACAUGGCUCUUAGAUGCUUGGAUGGAUGGUUACCCGCUAUUUCCGAAAUCAAUAAACGAAAAUUAAAUUUCCGUCAAAAACUCUGCACGAUGCCUCCAGGUUUACUUACAUGUAAAAUCUUUAACUUUAGAUUGCACUUAUAUGCUAAUAUAUGUUUUACGGGACAGACUGGAUAUAUUCCUGAUGUCUGCAGAAUUUUGAGAAAAUAUUCUCUAUAUGCUAUCGAAUCUUACUUAAAAACUGCAAAAUUUCCUGGCAAAUUCGAAUGGAAACGAACAGUCUUAUAUGCUAUACGCAUGUACCAUACUCAGCAAUGGUCAGAACGAUUAAAUAACGAUGACGAUUUUGUUCGUUUUAAAGCUGUGCACACAGAUAUCAGCCUAUCAAUAAUGUGAAGACACUCAGAUUCUCUAACCUCAGUGAAACAUGCUUUACGUACUGUAGAAUUGUUUUUCAAGCAAAGCAAAGUGAUUUAAAAGCUUGUAAAUAUUGUAAUACACAAACCACUGACUUAAAUUUCCAUUAAGUAUCAGAAUGUACAUCUCAUAAAAUGUCUCUUUCCACCUUUCUGUCUUGUAUCGGAAGAUAAUACCAUAUUGAACUAAGCAACUUUUUUUAAAGAUUGCGAUGCAGAAGCAUUUUAAGGAGUAUACUUAAUGUUCAUGUGUUUGAUAUAUAUUGCAUAGAUGAAUUACCCCACUAAAAGCUAUAGCCUGUGAUGACUAACCAACUUGUCAUAUAAACAAGUAGUUUGUCAAGCUAUAGAAGAGUAAUUGUAUCCAAACAUUAUCAGUAUUACCUGCCCUAAAAAGCUUAUGUUUCGUUUCGAUAAGCUUUAAGAUUCCAGGUGCAAUAUUGAAGCAUCUUCAUUGUAUACAUCAUGUGGAAAGAUGUACUGAUAAUUAAUAUAUUCAUAUUGCUAUUGUGGAAAACAAUACUUCUUUUAUUUUCUUGCCUUUCAGUUGUAUAUAUUGUGAGCUUUCCUUAGGUAAUUUACUCAACUGAAAAUAUUUGUACAUUAUGUCGCUAAGAAUCCUUCAUUUUGUUCUUAGAUAUAACUGCUUUAAACGAUACUUUAACAAUUCAUCGUGCAUGUAUAUAAAUUCUUUAAUACACCGUCAACUGUCCAUGAUAUUUGUUAAAAAGAUGUAUAUAUAUUACAAGAUCAGUGAUAUUUAAUGACAUUAUUUCGAAUGAUGUAUAUAUCAACAUGACAGACAGUGAAAAACUAGUUUUCCUUAUGAAAAAUUAUCAGAAUAAAGUUAUAAAGUUUCUAGUUAGAGCAUAUAUGUUAAGAAGAAGCUUACUUUAUGAUAAGUAAAUAUAAGAUACUUUGCAAUUAUUAAAACACAAUAUUCUGUAAUAUGUUUUUAUCCAUUUUUAUCAGUGUUCAAUUUAUAUAUAGAGAUGUAUACUCGAUCUCAUUCAUGUUUCACUCUUGGUAUUGUUCACAACUUAUGUUAAAUGUAGUAAUAAGGUGACUUAUAGGUCCGAUGGGCCGGGUGUCUUUUGAUGUAUUUGUAUUAUGUAUUCGGAAUUUAUGUAUACACAAGUCACUAUAAUAAACAAUUUACUUACUUA